AUGCUCGCCAGAUGCAUUGAGCGAGGCGUACAGGUCCACAACCCAGCCAGAGCUGUAUCCACGACCAAAGAUUCAGAAUCGGGAGUGAUAUCUGAGGUGGUCAUAGAAGAUACCAAGGCUCACACAAGACGCAGCCUCCCAUGCACUAAUAUUGUCUUUGCUGCUGGGCCGUGGACUCCUCGGGCGUUCAGCUCACUCUUCCCGCUUUCCAAGGCGCAUAUUCCCGUCUUGUCGCUCUCCGGGUACUCUCUUGUGUUCCGCUCUCCUCGCCAUACCUUGAGCCAGGAGCAAGAGGUCUAUGGAGGGAAGAGUCAUGCAGUAUUCACCACCCAUCCGCAGUCGUGUGGGUUCAGCCCAGAGGUAUUCUCUAGAACCAACGCGGAGAUAUACCUUGCAGGUCUGAACGGACUGGACAUCCCGCUGCCGGAGGUAGCCACUGAUGCUCAUUCUCUCAUGACAAAGGACAAAUUAGCCCGUGUGAGAGAGGCAGCUCGUAUACUGAUGGGUCGUCCCCAAGACGGCCUGGAGGGAGAAAACAUCGACGAUCUAGAGGUGGUUCGAGAGGCUCUCUGCUUCCGCCCGUAUAUAGAAUCCGGGCUGCCGAUCGUUACCCGUCUGCAGGAUUCCAUCACAGGGACUGCAGGCCGGGUUUCUGGUGGGCUGUUCAUGGCCACCGGGCAUGGUCCUUGGGGUAUCUCGCUCAGUCUGGGGACGGGUAAGGUGAUGGCAGAGAUGAUUUCCGGCAUGGAGCCCAGUGCCGACGUGAGCAGACUUGGCUUAGCCGCAGACCUGGCUCGCAGCAAGCUCUAA
Trichophyton rubrum CBS 118892 is the source of this 810-nucleotide messenger RNA. RefSeq lists its product as uncharacterized. The transcript has a single exon. Gene Ontology annotation, cellular component: cytoplasm; late endosome. NCBI's taxonomy places the organism in Eukaryota, Fungi, Ascomycota, Eurotiomycetes, Onygenales, Arthrodermataceae. Gene Ontology annotation, biological process: retrograde transport, endosome to Golgi. The record is from RefSeq and is a predicted model, not a curated record. The coding region runs from base 1 to 810 and encodes 269 amino acids. Gene Ontology annotation, molecular function: oxidoreductase activity.